UGAUACUAGUGUUGAUGAUUCUAGUAUUUCUAGUGAUGCUUUUGAUUCAAAUAAAAGUAUUGAUUCACAUCAUGCAUUCAAUGAUAUUUCCAAUAUUACAUUACCAUUUAAAAGAUCAAAAACAUAA
Entrophospora candida is the source of this 127-nucleotide messenger RNA. NCBI's taxonomy places the organism in Eukaryota, Fungi, Glomeromycota, Glomeromycetes, Entrophosporales, Entrophosporaceae. The record is from the annotation of a GenBank genome assembly.